Molecule: messenger RNA, 911 nt
Organism: Serpula lacrymans var. lacrymans S7.9
Lineage: Eukaryota; Fungi; Basidiomycota; Agaricomycetes; Boletales; Serpulaceae
Exons: 1
Coding region: 212-712 (166 amino acids)
Source: RefSeq, a predicted model, not a curated record
UAUGCGCCGACGUGCUAAAGUCAUUACUCCGUCAUUGGAUGAAUCUACACACCAUAGCACCGUGAUUAGGACACCAGGGCCACAUGCCUUACCAUCGCUUCGCCCAACUCCAGUAACGUCCUCAGUUAUUGAAGGACAUGUCAGACCCUUCGGAGUAGACCUAGAUUCUCGCCACAGCUUGGUAUCACAAACUCAGCCUCGACCGUCCUCGAUGCCACCACCGGAUAGGAAGGAAGACUUCGCCAUGCCUACCAACUUGAACACCGCCCAGUCGAAUAGUAUUAACGAUCCACUCACACAUACUAUACUCCGGUCACCUCUCCAGUCUUCUUCUCGAUCAUCCAUAGCGGCACCAUCAUACAGGUCCGAGCCUUCCAGCAGUGCGGAGUCUAACGCUUUAAAUGCAUCACUUAUCCGACCCUCCAAUUACCCGCUUUUGCAGGCUAGUCCUCGAUCAUCUUCGGAAGUACAAUUGUCCAGGACAGGCAAUCAAGUAUGGCAUGAGAGCAUAACCGAUACAUGUCCUCCCAGUUACAUAUCCUCGCAACCUUCCCUUCUACCAUCGUCGGUGGUACCAUCGAUUAGGACGGCAGAUAGUGACAUGCACAUUAGUACCACCGGAUCUGACCUCCCUGCAUACUCUCGUGUUGCCGCUGAGUCUCGGCAGUCCUUGGCGGCACCAUCUUAUAGUAGUAGGCCAGGUUCAAGUUAACACCGUCGUUGAGCCAAAUUUUCUUGUCGAUACCAUCCCAGCUUUACCCCGAGCGUCAAGCCUGGUGGCCUACCUUUGAUGGCUAAAAUGGCAGCCAUCUGCCGAUCGAAGUGUAAUGUUCUCGCGUGCUAUUUAUCCAAAAUCCCCACCAGUAAAAUGAGAAUUGUUCUGUCUAUCUAGAAUCCCAGUACACUUGCUU